Juglans regia (Persian walnut) is the source of this 1167-nucleotide messenger RNA. RefSeq names its product ras-related protein Rab2BV-like. The transcript is spliced from 3 exons. Gene Ontology annotation, molecular function: GTP binding; GTPase activity. The record is from RefSeq and is a predicted model, not a curated record. Bases 167 to 820 code for a protein of 217 amino acids. NCBI's taxonomy places the organism in Eukaryota, Viridiplantae, Streptophyta, Magnoliopsida, Fagales, Juglandaceae. Gene Ontology annotation, cellular component: endosome.
CCGUUAUUCUGUUUCUUCUCAUUUGGCUUUGGAAAAUUCUUACCUUCCGACUCCCUCCUAAUUUUCCUUCUCCCUGAACUUUUCCAAAGCAAAAUCAUUGUGAUAACAAAGCAGUUCACCAUCUUCAUUUUUUUGGGGUUUUGGGGAGCUGUAAGGAGUAGAACAAAUGGCGUACAAGGUGGACCAUGAAUAUGAUUAUCUCUUCAAGAUCGUAUUGAUCGGGGACUCGGGCGUUGGGAAAUCGAACAUUCUAUCCAGGUUUACGCGGAACGAGUUCUGCCUUGAGUCCAAGUCCACCAUUGGUGUUGAAUUUGCGACCAGGACAUUACAGGUAGAGGGGAAAACAGUUAAGGCACAAAUAUGGGACACGGCUGGUCAAGAGAGGUACCGAGCCAUCACCAGUGCUUACUACAGAGGUGCUGUAGGUGCGCUUUUGGUCUACGACAUUACCAAGAGGCAAACCUUCGACAAUGUCCAUCGGUGGCUUCGUGAGCUCAGGGACCAUGCUGACUCCAACAUUGUCAUCGUGAUGACCGGGAACAAGGCUGAUCUCAAUCAUCUCAGAGCUGUCUCAGCAGAAGAUGCUCAAUUCUUGGCUGAGAAGGAAGGCCUCUCUUUCCUUGAGACUUCAGCUUUGGAGGCCUUCAAUGUCGAGAAGGCAUUCCAGACCAUUUUGUUGGAUAUUUACCAUAUAAUAAGCAAGAAAGCUCUGGCAGCGCAGGAGGCAGCUUCCUCCUCUGGAAUUCCUCAUGGCACUACCAUUAAUGUCUCGAAUCCGUCGGGUAAUAGAAUCAAAGGAGUUUGUUGCACUAGUAAUUAACUUGGUAUUUCUCCAUAGAUAGGGGAAGGAUGAGAAGCAGGUAUGCAUGCAUUAAUUGACAAUUUUGUUCUUUCUUUCGUGACUGACAUGGGGGAUACUUAAUUUCUACCUUCUGUCGUGUACAUUUUCUCUAAUAGGUCAUUUGAGAACCAGGUUUCUCGUUUAUAAGAACCAUGGACGUUGAAAGUGAAAAUGAUUGUCACCAUUUUUGUUGUUUGAUUUGACACUUAUUUGUACGGAUACCCAUAAAGUUGGCGUCAUUUACUGGGAAAUGUAAGCGAUAAGAACUAUAAUUACUUGGUGGGAAUUACCCUGCUAGCCAUAUAUACCAGUAAAUAUUCCAGAAA